UUAUCUCAAACUGACCAUUGAGUUCAAACAUGAACAUGUUUAAAUAACCACAUGACAAUCUUCAUUGUUUAUAAAUAAAACUGUGGUCACUGAAAGGGAAAUGGUUGGAGAUAUCAUUUGAAAUUAAUUCUGUUUAUGUUUGAGCAAAUAACAUUUCUAUAGAAGAUCUAUCUUAAACCCAUACGACGGAAAUGGACAGCAGUGCCGUUUUAUGUGCUUUACUUGAACAAUUGAUAAAAAAAAUAUGGAUUUACACCAUGUGUUAAUUAAAAGAAAACAUUUCAAUAUAACAGACACACAAACAUGAAUGAACUUCUUACAAACUUGAAGCCAAAAUCAAAAUUGAAUGACAAGACAGACUUGUACUGGACACUUAAUGGUAAAGGAUCUUCAAUACCAGAAAUCUCUAGAAUAAAGUAUUACGUAAAACUGAUACUGCUUGGAGAUUCUACUGUAGGAAAAUCUUCUUUACUCAGAUCCUACUGUAAAUGUUCUUUGUGUUCUCAAGACUUAGUACUACAGAAAAGACUUACUGCAAUCCAACGGUGCCACAAUAAACAAAUACAACUACAUGACAGUCAUGUUCAACUGAGGAUUUUUGACACAGCAGGAGAAGAAAGAUACAGAAGUAUAACACCAUCCUAUUACAGAGGAGCUCAUGGUUGUCUAUUGAUGUUUGAUGUCACUAAAACCCAUACCUUUGAACAUAUACCCUUGUGGUUUCAAGAUCUACAACAGUAUGCUCUUCAUCCAGAAAACUUAGUGAUAAUUCUUGUUGGCACAAAAUGCCAUGACAAUGAGAAAAGGGAGGUAACCAGAGAAAAGGCUGAAGCACUUGCCGAGCAUCUUGAUAUUAUGUAUAUUGAAAUAAGUUCUGAAAAGGAGAUAAAUAUCUCAGAAGUUUUUGAAAAACUGACAGCAAAAAUAAUAGAAACAUUCAGAAAAGACCCAAAGGUGUACUCAACUGCUGAUAUCACUUGCCUCAUUGGAAAACAAGACAGAAGAAAUGCUCAAGAAAAAGACAAAUGCUCUUGCUAAUUUUUAACUUUGAAUCAAGAAUUUUUUGAUUUUUUUCUAUCAUUGCAAAAAUUGUGACAGGAAAGAUUUCGCAAAAAUUAGAAAUUGAAUUUCAAAUUUUGAAAACAUUAUUCAAAUUAGGCAUUUCCUCCAGAUUGUUAUAUACAUUUGUAAUUGUCCAUUAACAAUACAUAGUAAUAAUUGCUGAAUCUAAAUAAAGUCGAAGGGCAUUGAAGUAUGAUAUAGCAAUUUUACCUGACCAUAUUGGGAAGUAGGU
Messenger RNA from Mytilus trossulus (common blue mussel), 1294 nucleotides. RefSeq lists its product as uncharacterized. Gene Ontology annotation, biological process: regulation of exocytosis; protein secretion. Bases 304 to 1038 code for a protein of 244 amino acids. NCBI's taxonomy places the organism in Eukaryota, Metazoa, Mollusca, Bivalvia, Mytilida, Mytilidae. The transcript has 3 exons. Gene Ontology annotation, molecular function: GTP binding; GTPase activity. The record is from RefSeq and is a predicted model, not a curated record. Gene Ontology annotation, cellular component: intracellular membrane-bounded organelle.